AAUUUCCCUCUCACUCUCUCAUUCCUCUCUCCAUAUUCACAUUUUUCUUAUUCAAAAAAAAAAAAAAUCCUAAAUCCUAAGAGUCUGAGUAGUGAUGGCAGGAAAAUGGGUGCGGAUGGUGACGGCGCAGACUCCGACGAACAUAGCGGUGAUCAAGUACUGGGGUAAGAGGGACGAAACCCUCAUCCUUCCUGUCAAUGAUAGCAUCAGUGUUACUCUUGAUCCCGCCCACCUCUGCACCACCACCACCGUCGCUGUCAGCCCUUCCUUUGACCAGGACCGCAUGUGGCUCAAUGGCAAGGAGAUUUCCCUUGCUGGAGGCAGGUUCCAAAGCUGUCUGAAGGAAAUUCGCAGUCGUGCUUGUGAUGUUGAGGAUGAGGAAAAGGGUAUCAAAAUUGCAAAGAAAGAUUGGGAAAAUUUGCAUUUGCAUAUUGCUUCCUACAACAAUUUCCCUACUGCUGCUGGGUUGGCGUCUUCGGCUGCUGGGUUUGCUUGUCUUGUUUUUGCACUUGCAAAGCUAAUGAAUGCUAAAGAAGAUCAAAGCCAGCUUUCUGCUAUUGCAAGACAAGGUUCAGGCAGUGCUUGUCGCAGUUUAUAUGGUGGCUUUGUCAAGUGGAUCAUGGGAAAAGAUGGGGAUGGAAGGGACAGUCUUGCAGUUCAACUGGCAGAUGAGAAACACUGGGAUGAUCUUGUUAUUAUUAUUGCAGUGGUAAGUUCAAGGCAGAAGGAAACAAGUAGCACCAGUGGAAUGCGUGAAACUGUCGAAACAAGUUUGCUAUUAAAGCAUAGAGCAAAGGAAAUAGUACCCAAACGCAUAGUACAAAUGGAAGAAGCCAUAAAAAAUCGUGAUUUUGCAUCUUUUGCACAACUGACUUGCACCGAUAGUAACCAGUUUCAUGCUGUUUGCCUAGACACAUCUCCCCCAAUAUUCUACAUGAAUGAUACAUCCCAUAGGAUAAUCAGUGUUGUUGAAAAGUGGAAUCGUUCUGAAGGAGUACCUCAGGUGGCAUAUACUUUUGAUGCGGGGCCGAAUGCAGUGAUGAUUGCACGUGAUAGAAAAGCUGCCAGCCUUUUGCUUCGGAGGCUGCUUUUCCAUUUCCCUCCAAAUGCAGAUACGGAUUUAAACAGUUAUAUUAUUGGUGAUAAGUCAAUCCUACAAGAUGCUGGGAUUCAGGGGAAAGAGGAUGUGGACGCUUUGCCACCACCUUCCGAGACAAAAGAUAACAUUCCAUCCCAUAAAUUUGGGGGGGAUGUUAGUUAUUUCAUCUGCACAAGACCUGGGAGAGGUCCAGUUUUGCUUUCUGAUAAGAGCCAGGCUCUUCUCAACCCUGAAACUGGGCUACCUAGGUAAAUUUGGACGAAUCGUUUCAAGUGCUUUAUGUAUUCUGUAUCAGGCUAAAUCGACGCUCUGAGCCUUGGGAGUUUUUCAAUUAAAUAUCUUUUAUAUUGUGCCUGUGGUCACUGAAAUGAUUGUCUAAAUUGUUCUUCAUGAAUUUCUGUUUAUGGUUCUUCUGUUGUGUAGUUGUAAUUUAUUUUUUGCUGUUUAAUUUAUGAGGGUUACGUACUCAUUAUCUUUUUGACUUGGUUAAGAAUAAGUUGUUUAUUGCUUUUCGAGAAUUUCAAAUGUAACUCGCAAGGCUUGUAACUUUUUGGGUAAAUCCCUAAUAAUUGUUUGAAUAA
Molecule: messenger RNA, 1680 nt
Organism: Quercus robur (English oak)
Lineage: Eukaryota; Viridiplantae; Streptophyta; Magnoliopsida; Fagales; Fagaceae
Product: diphosphomevalonate decarboxylase 2-like
Exons: 10
Coding region: 95-1351 (418 amino acids)
Biological process (GO): isoprenoid biosynthetic process; isopentenyl diphosphate biosynthetic process, mevalonate pathway
Cellular component (GO): cytosol
Molecular function (GO): diphosphomevalonate decarboxylase activity; ATP binding
Source: RefSeq, a predicted model, not a curated record